This is a messenger RNA of Closterium sp. Naga37s-1, 1929 nucleotides long. NCBI's taxonomy places the organism in Eukaryota, Viridiplantae, Streptophyta, Zygnematophyceae, Desmidiales, Closteriaceae. The record is from the annotation of a GenBank genome assembly.
AUGAUGGCCGCGGCACGCGGCGCGCGUCCGCAUAGGGUUCCUCUCUCGCUGCUCGUCUCGGGUGUGCUCUCCUCCUUCCGGUUUGAGGGUGUGCUCUCGACGGUUUGCAAGUCCCGCCUUUCUUCCUUCCUCCCCGUCUUUCUCUCCCGCUUCCCUCCCACCCAGCCUUUUUCUGUCCCUUUCUCCCCACCUCCUCUCCCCCACCUCGUCGUCCCCCGCCUCCUCGCUCCCCGCCUGCUCUCCCCCGCCUCCUCGCCCCCGCCGCUCUUCCCCGCCUCCUCUCUCUCGCCAUCCCGUCUCCUCCUCGCUUCCUCCCCCCCGCCUUCUUUCUCCACAGCCGUGCUCAAUUACCGCGGGCUUGUGUGGCGCCUCCUCGACCAAUGGCAAUCGUCUGACCUAACGGCGAUAUCGUCGCCGUCCGCUUCUCUGUUCGCCGCGGGCAACGAGACGCAGGAGGGGACUUCUGAGACGUCUCAAGACUCGGCGAAUGCGACGUGGGGAUUCUUUGAACAAUCUCAACAUUCGGCUCGUUCCACGUGGGAGACGCGGGACGUUUCCGAGGCAACGAGGGGAAAGUCAACCGGGGAGUCAACCGGGGAGUCAACCGGGGAGUCAACCGGGGAGUCAACCGGGGAGUCAACCGGGGAGUCAACCGGGGAGUCAACCGGGAGCGAACACGCUGCGACGUCGGAUGCGGAGAGAGCGGCGUUGGACCGUGCCGAAGCUGCUGCUGUUGGGAUGAGCCGUGGGUGGAGGAAAUGGAAGGGACACGUGGCGCGCGAGGAGAGUCCGUUGGGGCAGCGCAGGCAGAUGGCUGAUUCGUGGCUGGAUGGUCCCUGCUCCGACUACGCGAAAGCCCCCGUCAUCAAUAUAACUUCUAUCGCGGAUUUCAGCAAGCGAACGAGUUUUACACCGGUUACAACGGUCAUCCUCGAACUACAGAGGAACCUCGUUAUAAGCAAGGGGAUUCUGUUUGACGGCACUUUCUCGUGCACGGUUCUCCGAUCCGCGAAGACCGCCGCGACCCCGUUUCAAAUCACUCACAUGGGAGCGAACGAACCGGUGCUGCGUAUAUGGAACACGAGCAACGUGCUUGUAUUGAAGGUAGAUUUCAAGCUCAGCGUUCGCUCCUCGUCCCCAACCUGCACCACUGUACCCGAAAUAUAUGAUAAGGCGCAGUGCCCGACGAUUUCAGUUAUCCGUUCUUACGGAAUUCAAAUCGCGAAGGGGAGUGUUUUUGGGAGAAUUGAUCUACACCGCACGUCGUCAUCGCGAGUUGACUCCAUGCGUGUAACCGGGAUUUCGACCUUCGAUCAGUCGCCUGGCGUGAUUCAAGUGACGUACAGUGGACACGGGCCUACACUCGCGAAAUCCUUCAUCGCUAUAACAAACAAUGAAGUGUAUGGUGUGAACACGCCCAUCGUCGUCCACAGGGGAGCCGUGGGCGUCAUCGUGCGAAACAACUACGUGCACGACUUCAUAUUCGCGGGCAUCCGCUGCGGCUCCGACGCGCACUGUGCGGGCGACUGCAUGCUCACGCAGAUCGACCGCAACCUCGUGGUGGCUGCAGGGAGGAACAGAUCCGGGGAUCAGGAUGCGGCCGGGAUCUACUUUUGCGUGCACUGGUUCAGCCCCGACAACACAGCGGAGUGUAACUAUGUUUUUAAUGGGGACCAAUGCUACUGCCUCGAUUUCGUGACGUCGGGAGUUUCAAUCAAGGGAGGCGCCUGCAUAAACACAUUCGCUGGCGUAAGGAAGGGCAACAACGGAAAAUGGAACAGGGUCGAGGAUGUGAUUAUGAAGAAGGUGCCCGGGUCCCCGGGGUGGAGUUCGUGUUUGACUCCUCUGGUGCUCAACUGUGACAAGAACCCCGGCACGUACUGGGAGCUCAUGAGGAAACAGUACUACGAUACUCCAGUCUUUAAAGAG